GUUGGGGAAUUAUCACAGAUGUUGGGGCUUUGGUGGAGUGCUGGUUUCAGAAUCCCUGUGGCUGCUGUGCAGAUUUGCAUUUCAAACAAUUCAGAACGGAGCUUUGAGGCAAGACUGGCUGGUUUCUGCUUUUCAGCAUUUCCACUUCCUAGAUACUUCAAAUACCUUUCAGGGUGAGGUCACUGUAGUUAUUUUUGUUCCUGGUGUCUCAUUCUGUACUUCUUUGAAGUCAUUCUAAUGGCUGUUUAGGUCAGAAGUGGGAGUUGAAGGUGAAGAAAAGUACAAGGACUUCUACUCAGGGACACGUUUGAAGACUUCGGUGCCUGGCAGGCCUUGAGAGGCUGUGCUUCAGCUGCCGUUUGGUCUUUCUGUUGCUGCUUCAGCUGUUGACACAGGACCUCACCAGAGUGCUCAGUGCUGUCCACGGUAGAAGAGAAAGGUCAGAUACGGAUCCCAAAAGGUUUCAACAAAGGGCAGAUGACCAGGGAGAAUACAGAUUGUGCAGUAAAUGUUCACAAAAACUGCAAGAAUCUUCUGCCUGAAUGCAGCAGCAGCAGAUCCAAGCAAAGGGAUUUGCAACUCCGCCCCCCAGGCUCCCCCCCUAGUUUACUCCAGAGUGCCUGCCGAGCUACCUCGCUCAAAGAGCACUCCUGCAGGGCCCUCUUGGGCCCGGAUGGCAGAACCCCUGGCUUGCCCCAGAACCUCGGCAUGACAAUUGUGCAGAGGGGAAGUUUGCCAUCUCAGCUAAGCACCACCUCUGCUGGGGCUGUUGGUAAGCUCGGACUUACUGGGGGAGAGAUGGAUGAAGGGGAUUCUGGCUUCAUGAAACUUAAACCAGCCUCUGAAGAUGUUGUCUCACUGGCAUCAUCAACUGCAGAAUCAGUUUUUGUGGAAGAUGUUCAGUUUGCCUCCUUGAGGAAUGAAUUGGAGACAGAUGCUCGGGAGUUUGCUGCUCAGUCUUGGAGUCUGGCAGUAGAGCAGUCAUUCGUGAAGCAGCAGGAGCGGGAUGUUAUUAAAAGGCAGGAUGUCAUAUAUGAGUUGAUGAGGACAGAGAUGCACCAUGUCCGGACUCUGAAGAUUAUGUUGAAGGUCUACUCCCAAGCCAUGCGAGAGGAGCUGCAGUUCAGCAAUUCUGAUAUCCAUCGCCUUUUCCCAUGUGUGGAUGAAUUACUGGAGCUCCACAGAGCCUUCCUCUUCCAGCUAAAGGAACGUCGGAAGAAUUCUUUGGAAGAAGGUAGCGAAUGCAACUAUAUCAUCCAGAACAUUGGGGAUCUCCUGGUGGAGCAGUUUUCAGGAAAAACGGGAGAUAAGUUGAAGAAGAAAUAUGGCAUUUACUGUAGCAGCCACAGUGAUGCUGUGAGCUACUAUAAAGAGCUGAUGCAGCAAAGCAAGAAGUUCCAAAACUUGAUUAAGAAAAUCAGCAAUUCUUCCAUUGUGAGACGGCUUGGUGUCCAAGAGUGCAAUCUUUUAGUUACCCAGCGCAUCAUGAAGUAUCCUGUCUUGGUGGAGCGCAUCAUUCAGAACACAGAAGUCUCCACAAAAGAGUAUGAAGACCUGACCAAGGCAUUGUCGCUUAUCAAGGAGGCCAUCACAACUGUUGACACCAAGGUGAAUGAGUCUGAGAAACAUCAGCGCCUCCGGGAAAUUGUAACCAGGAUGGAACUCAAGUCUUCUGGGAAGUUUAAGAAUGGCCUUAUCUUUCGGAAGGAAGAUAUGCUUCAGCGGCGCCUCCUACUGGAUGGGAUGCUGUACUGGAAAGCUGCUUCUGGGCGCCUAAAAGAUAUUUUGGCUGUUCUGCUGACAGAUGUGCUUUUGCUACUGCAAGAAAAAGACCAGAAAUACAUGUUUGCAUCUUUGGACUCAAAACCGCCAGUGAUUUCCUUGCAAAAACUGAUAGUCCGAGAAGUAGCCAAUGAGGAACGAGCCAUGUUUUUAAUCAUUGCUUCCAAGAAAGGACCAGAGAUGUAUGAAAUUCAUACCAAUUCCAAGGAGGAAAGGAAUAUCUGGAUGACGCAAAUUCGCAGGGCAGUGGAAAAUUGUCCUGAUGAAGAGAAUAGUGUCCUUGCCGAUCCAGAAGAGGAAAAAAAGCAGGCUGAAGUGAGAACUGCAAAAUUGAAAGAAUUCCAAGAGCGUUUGAGCAUGAAAGAUGAUCAGAUCGUGCAAAGCCUACAGGAGAAGCAGCAGAUCUACCAGGAGAUGGCAAAUGUGAAUGGUUUUGAGGACAUGGCUGUUGGCUCCCGCUUCCGCAACAGAGUGGAUUCCCCAGAGAACCUGCAGGGAGAGUCCAUCCUCAAGCAGGCAGUGACAGAAGUGGAGAGCCUUCAGAACCUGAUCUUCACCCAGCUGGCCAGUGCAAGCUCUCGUCCUGAAGAUCCUAGUGGGCCUGGGUCGCUGAGGCGAGCUGAGACUUUUGGAGGAUACGACAGUGCCAUGACAGCUGGUAGCUUCAAGAAGAAAGUCUGUGGUGGAGAGCCCAGGGUGCCAGAUCAGCGAGGCAACCCAGCCAAUUCAGAGCAAGUGCAACAAGAACUCCCAUCUGCUGGAGAGGAAGGGCUGUGUUUGGUCAGUAACACAAGAAUGGAGCAUCACAGCAGCUUGCACCCACUGCUGGGGACUGAAUCAGAGCUUGUUCAGAGAAUACAGACACUCUUGCAAUUGCUGCUUAGUCUCCAGGCAGUGACGGCCCAGCAAGACAGCUACAUUGAGUUGCAGAAGCAGUUCCGGCUGCAAUCCACGCGAGGGAAUUUGCUGCUGGAACAGGAGAGGCAGCGCAAUUUUGAGAAGCAGCGGGAGGAACUGGCCAAUGUGCAGAAAUUGCAGAGCCAGUUGAAGACUGAGCAGCAGCGCUGGGAACGAGACUGUGACCGCCAGCGGCGGCAGAUGGAGGUGGAGAAGAACCAGUUACAGGAGCGAGAGGAGGCGGCACGGCAGCUGACGGAGCGUCUGAACCAAGAACGUGAGGAGCUGGAACGGCAGCGAGAGGCCUACCAGCAUGACUUGGAGAGGCUGCGGGAAUCCCAGCGAGCCGUUGAGAAGGAGCGGGAACGUCUGGAACAGCUGCGCAAGCUGAAGAAGCCGCAUCUAAUCUCGGGUGCCUUCUCGCCUGAGGCAGGCCAAGCGCAUGCCCUGAGCCACUCUGUCAGCUUCAAUGGAGACGGUAUGGAAGGAACCUCGCUGCCUACAAAGCCAGGUGGACGAGCCAGCGUCACUGGGAUGGAAUACCCGGAGCGAGGAGAAUUGGUGCGAAAGGACAGUGCUGCAUUGGAUGGAGGCCGCCCCAUUCUGGUCCUCAAGAAUGAGGUGCCCAUCCACUUGUUGAGUACCACCAACCAGAGCCAAAAACAGGCAGCUGUGCAGCAGCAGAUCCCCACCAAGCUGGCCAUUCUGACCAAGGGCAGCAAGGAAAAAGGUGGAAAGGCUGUCAAGGUGACCUCCCACAGGACUGAAAGUUCAAGUGAUGUGAGGCCGUUCCCAGUUUCCAAGAUGGUUACCAAGGAAGAAUCUCAGUCUCGAAACAGAUGUUCUGCUAGUCCCGUCUUUCUGCAUAGCCAGAAUGUUGCCUUCCUUCCAGAACUGGCUGGUGCUGCUGAGAGCAGCCAUCUGGAAGCACCACCUACCUCUGUUGGUCCCAUAAAGCCCAACAGCAUUCAUGUCCUUCCAUCUGCCCUGGAUGACGCUAGCAAAGAUGAUGUUAUUUUUUUCUGAUCCACACCAAGAAAGUCUGCUUCUUUGCCCACAUGGAUGUCAGAAUGCUCUGCCUUGCCUCAGCUGCAUAUUCUGAAGGCAGAGCUGCAAGAAUUUUCCCCGGAAAUGAUUCAAAAUGAGGAUAUUGUUACGGGGCUUCACAUCACAAUCUUGGCUUUGCUUACAUUGUUCCUUGGACUAGAACAUUGUUCUAGUUUUCUUUUGAGUUCCAAGGGAAGCUUUUAAAAUAACCUUGAGGGGUAGGGUACGAGAAGGCCCUUAACUUAUUCUUCACAUUCAACCAUAAGGUGGCCCUGGGCCUCUCUGUCUAGGACCAAACAAAGAUGUUGAUGGUAUUAGGGACUUUAUGGAGGGAAUCUGAGGGAAUUAGAUAAGCCUUGGCUGGUUGCACGAAGCACCUCAUCUCCCCCGAGGACUCAUUUUUCUUCCUUCAGUUGAAGGGAAAUCCUCCAGUGCAAACUGGGUCCUGGAUUUUUGUUCCUGCUGAAGACCCUCGCUGCACUAACUAGCUCACACAGCAGUAGGCUCAAUUUUCCAGACCGUUUCUGGAUAUUUUGGAUG
Molecule: messenger RNA, 4266 nt
Organism: Crotalus tigris (Tiger rattlesnake)
Lineage: Eukaryota; Metazoa; Chordata; Lepidosauria; Squamata; Viperidae
Gene: ARHGEF18
Product: Rho/Rac guanine nucleotide exchange factor 18
Exons: 22
Coding region: 478-3705 (1075 amino acids)
Biological process (GO): small GTPase-mediated signal transduction
Molecular function (GO): guanyl-nucleotide exchange factor activity
Source: RefSeq, a predicted model, not a curated record